AUCAUAGGGUACCUAAAUAGCAGACACAAGACAAACUCUUUCUCACAUACACACACACUUCUUAAACAAGACACAAAAUGGGUUCCAAGUCUUCUUGUUUUUUCAUUGUGUUUGUGUUGGUUUUUGUUUCUUCAUUAUCAUCAUCAUUGGCUGCAGCAAUAGCCCGAAUUCAUAGUAUUCCUGACAUUGAAGAGUUUAAUUUCGUUAUCUUGAGAUUGCGUGACAAGGACUGGAUGGGAGUGUUUCUAUUCAAUAACAGUGAUUACCAACAUCAAGGUUAUCAAGAUAUUUGUCAGAAGCAUACUAUUGAACUUCAACAACAAGUUCACUGCUUCAGAAUCAAUACAGAAACAUUUUCGGAUAAGGAUAUCGUAAAAGUAUUUAAUAUUACAUAUUUCCCAACUUUCCGCUUCCAUAUUCAAAACCGUCAAACUUUCGGUCCUAUACGAGUUAUGGGAUGGGUUCCUCAAGCGAUUGAAUAUAUGAUCAACAUAUACCUUCAUAGACACGAUGUUACAGUGGCUGCUGCUGCUGAAUGAGCGAACACGCGGAUGCCAAAAAAGACGAAAAUGAUGAUGAUGAUGAUGUACCAGGCUAGUCGUUCUUAAUUCUUAAAAAUAACUGGCUCGUUCCAGUGUGUCAUUUAUGUUAUUGUAUUUAAAAUAUAUUUAUCAUGUUUGUAAUAAGGCUAGCUACCUAGCUAGCUAGUAUGCCGUUCCGUGUGAUACUUUUUAUGUUAUGUAUGGUAUUGUGUUUAAGUAAAUGCGGUUGAAAUAAUAAUUAUAGUGGAUAUUUUGUGAACUUA
Molecule: messenger RNA, 805 nt
Organism: Papaver somniferum (opium poppy)
Lineage: Eukaryota; Viridiplantae; Streptophyta; Magnoliopsida; Ranunculales; Papaveraceae
Exons: 3
Coding region: 78-539 (153 amino acids)
Source: RefSeq, a predicted model, not a curated record